Molecule: messenger RNA, 1230 nt
Organism: Ascochyta rabiei
Lineage: Eukaryota; Fungi; Ascomycota; Dothideomycetes; Pleosporales; Didymellaceae
Exons: 6
Coding region: 1-1230 (409 amino acids)
Source: RefSeq, a predicted model, not a curated record
AUGCCGGGCGGUAUGCAUCCUCCCCCGGAGCAGUGGCUUUCAUGGCCAGCGCCGAACUACGUCGAUCCGCCUACUAAACCGAAAUAUGUGCUUGCUCUCUCAUGCUUGCUUGGACCCAUUAGCACUGCACUGCUCUUUGCGCGCCUCUGGAUACGACUACGCGUCCAGAGAAGUCCCGGAUGGGAUGAUUUUUUGAUCUUAGUCUCGUGGUUUUGUCUCAUGGCUUUGACUGUCAUAUUCCCACUGCUCACGGAGAAGUUCUACUUUAACCGCCAUCUCUGGGACAUCGAAUACAAGUACUUCCCAGUACAACGACAUUACGUCAUGGCCAUCUACGCUCUCUUCAGCCUCGCAUCCGGGCUUAUCAAGAUGUCUGUCUUGCUCUUCUAUCGACGUCUAGGCUCGCGCGCAGUCUCCCCAGCAUUCCGAUGGACUCUGCGAAUUACCAUCACCAUCAUUGGCAUCUAUACCCUCGUUUUCAUUUCCAUCACCAUGUUUAUAUGCACUCCGAUCUCCGCCUUCUGGAACCAAAUUAAUAUGAAGCUGCUCUUGAAAGGCUACAAGUAUAAGUGUGCGAAUGAAGGAGCAGAAAUCGUCGCAAAUGGUGUUAUUUCGACUUUGCAGGACGUUGUCGUAGCCUCUCUCCCCGCGCUCCUCUGCUGGAAUCUGCAAAUGCGCAAGCGCCAAAAAAUUGCUCUCUAUAGCGUAUUCGCCGUGAGCUACACCGCGGCUGCGCUGGGUGCUUUGCGCACGUAUACAUCGUAUCGCUCCUUCUUUGAGACUUACGACACGACGUGGACGGGCUGUGACGUGUGGUUGUGGUCCCUCCUCGAACUCCACGUUGGCUUUACAUGCGCCAACACGCCUGCCCUCAAGGCUUUCUACAGACACUACUUCCCCUCCGAACGCACGUUUCCCUCGAGUAUCUCACGGCCGUCUCAUCUCGGUAGCCAAUUACUCUGGAAGCGAAACGUGAAUUCGAGAAGUAGUACCGGAUACUUGUCUGAGCCGCACACGUCGCAGCAUGGUGCUAUUGUGCCGAUGGAUGCGACAAACGAACUAUAUGAGAGAAGUCAUGGGUCGACUAAGACAGUUAUCCAGGGCGAUAGAGAUGCAUUUAAGGGCGAUAUUGAGAUGAGCCAGAUUGUGAGUUUCACAGAUAUUCGUGUUACAGGGAGUGAAGAUCAGGUCUUGGCUAAGCCGGAAUGCGCAGAGAGAUGUUCAAGGUAG